AUGGCGUCAACAACCGAAGAAAAUGGCUAUGUAGUCCUGCCCCGCCAUCCAGCCUCGGACCCAGAAAAGGUAUUCCACUACACGGAUCUCCAACGUUCGAAACCGACUCGGGAGAAUGAUCCUUAUGAGUACCUUCAAGGAUGGGGGAAUAGACAUCAGUCGGAAGUGAUUCCGGGGACUUUACCUGCUGGCCAGAAUAAUCCCCAAGAAGUGCGGUUCGGACUAUACACCGAGGGGAUCACAUAUUCAGCCUUUGCAGCUCCAAGACAUGCGAAUAUGAGUACAUACAUGUAUAGAGUCCGGCCGGCUGCUGCUCAUAAUGGAUAUGUCCCUCUCACAACCACCUCGGACAUCGAAAAUUGUUUCCUCUCCCUCAACCCCAAAAUCGACACGCUCCCCGAACAAGCAGAAUGGACCCCCUUCCCCAUCCCACCGGCCUCCCAACCCACAGACUUCGCCGACGGCCUGCACACCCUCUGCGGCUCCGGCGACCCCAACAUCCGCGAAGGCAUCGCACUGUACAUCUACACGAUCAACUCCUCCAUGCCCGGCAAAGCGUUCUGCAACAACGACGGCGACUUCCUGCUCUGUGCACAGCUCGGCUCUCUGAACAUCCAAACCGAGUUCGGACUCCUGUUCCUGCAGCCUGGUGAAAUUUUCGUGGUCCAGCGCGGCGUGAGGUUCGCUAUCAAUCUCGCACCAGGGACCACGGAGGCAAGGGGGUAUGUCACCGAAGUCUGGGGCAGCAGCUGGGAGUUGCCGGAUUUAGGACCAAUCGGCGGACACGGCUUAGCUAACCCGAGGGAUUUCCUGUAUCCAGUAGCGUACAUGGACGAAGAAUUGCACGUGGAUUUCGAGAUUGUGUGUAAAUUGAACGGAAAGCUGGUGGGUAUCAAGCAGGACCAUAGUCCGUUUGAUCUGGUGGCUUGGCAUGGGAAUGUUGUUCCUUACAAGUACGACCUUACCAAAUUCUCCUCACAAAACAGUACUUCGAUUGACCACACUGAUCCGUCCAUUAACACUGUCCUCACGGCCCGAUCUCGAGACUCGCAUACUCCUUUGGCUGAUUUCCUCUGGUUCGGACCACGCUGGGAUGUAGCAUCGAACACAUUCCGUCUCCCGUAUUUCCACCGCAAUUCUGCGUCUGAAUUUCUAGCGAGUCUUUACGGCAAUGGCCUUGGAAGAAGUGAUGAUUUCCAGCCUGGUGGAGGCAGUUUUGAGGGUGGUCAUACACCGCACGGUGGUUUUAGUGAUGGGUAUGUGAAUGAGAUGAGGAUCCAGACCAAUAUGCCAAGAAGGAUACUUGAGAAUCAAAUGACGAUAAUGAUUGAAUCCUCGCGCACUUUCCUCUUUACUGAGUAUGCGCGCACGGGUUGUGGAACACUGCACACGCAAGGCACUGAUCCUAGGGCUUGGGAUAAACUACCCGAUAAAUUCUCCACCUACCCCGGCAUAAAGGACCUCCUCGCACGUGUAAAAGAAGACAAAGCAUCCGCGAAAGAGAGAUUGGAAUACUAUCACGACCCCGCUAUUGGCCGCUUCAAUUCGUAA
This is a messenger RNA of Mollisia scopiformis, 1551 nucleotides long. RefSeq names its product homogentisate 1,2-dioxygenase. The transcript has 5 exons. Bases 1 to 1551 code for a protein of 516 amino acids. The record is from RefSeq and is a predicted model, not a curated record. Gene Ontology annotation, cellular component: cytoplasm. NCBI's taxonomy places the organism in Eukaryota, Fungi, Ascomycota, Leotiomycetes, Helotiales, Mollisiaceae. Gene Ontology annotation, biological process: L-phenylalanine catabolic process. Gene Ontology annotation, molecular function: homogentisate 1,2-dioxygenase activity.